Orussus abietinus is the source of this 3973-nucleotide messenger RNA. Its product is annotated as glutamate receptor ionotropic, kainate 2. NCBI's taxonomy places the organism in Eukaryota, Metazoa, Arthropoda, Insecta, Hymenoptera, Orussidae. The coding region runs from base 176 to 3022 and encodes 948 amino acids. The record is from RefSeq and is a predicted model, not a curated record. Gene Ontology annotation, molecular function: glutamate-gated receptor activity. Gene Ontology annotation, biological process: monoatomic ion transport. Gene Ontology annotation, cellular component: plasma membrane; postsynaptic membrane. The transcript has 19 exons.
GCCAGUCGCGCGCCAGCCGCUGCCAGGGGAGGAUCCGUGUUUCCAUCGAGGAUCGAGGUGGAUGUCGGGCCAGGGUGCCACGUGGACCCUGAGAAGGGUUGCACCUGUGCGGGGACGCGUGUAACCGAGUGUGUGCCGGAAGAACGGGUUCAGGACUGGGAUUUCGAGAUGAGCUAUGAAGGGAGGCCUGGGCUGCCUGAUAGCCUCCGUGUUUGUCCUCCAAUUGGUCCAGCUGACACUGACCGUAGAUGCCCUUCCUCCAGUCGUCAAGAUCGGUGCCAUAUUCACUCAUGACCAAAAGGAUAGCAGCACGGAGCUGGCCUUCAAGUACGCUGUAUACAAGAUCAACAAGGAAAAGGUGAUCUUGCCGAAGACCAACCUGGUCUACGACAUCCAAUACGUGCCCAAAGAUGAUUCCUUCCACGCGUCCAAGAAGGCCUGCCAGCAGGUCAAGUUCGGCGUGCAGGCCGUCUUCGGGCCCUCGGAUCCUAUCCUGGGACAGCACAUUCACAGCAUCUGCGACGCACUGGACAUUCCGCAUCUGGAAGCCAGGCUGGACCUGGAUGCCGAGGCCAAGGAGUUCAGCAUCAACCUUCAUCCCGCACAAACUCUGCUCAAUAACGCCUACCGCGACGUAAUGGCGUUCCUCAACUGGACCAAAGUCGCCGUUAUCUACGAGGACGAUUACGGUCUGGUGAAGCUCCGCGAGCUGGCCAAGUUCCCGAAGCCCAGGGAGGUGGAAGUCUACCUCCGACAGGCGGAUCCCGAGUCUUACCGACAGGUCCUCUCCGAGAUGAAGUCCAAGGAGAUCCGGAACCUCGUGAUCGACACGAAACCCGAGAAUAUGCACCAUUUUCUACGCAUGAUCCUGCAGCUGCAAAUGAACGACUACAAAUACCACUACCUCUUCACGACUUUCGACAUCGAGACCUUCGACCUCGAGGACUUCAAGUACAAUUUCGUCAACAUAACCGCCUUCCGACUGGUCGACGCCGACGACCUCUCCGUGAGGAACAUCCUGAGGGACAUGGAGCGCUUUCAGCCGGCGGGAAACACUAUCCUGAACAAGUCCCGAGUCAUCCAGGCGGAGCCUGCCCUGAUGUACGACAGCGUGCAAGUCUUCGCAGUCGGCCUGAGGACGUUGGAGCAGUCGCACGCACUCAGACCUGCCAACCUCUCCUGCGAGCUGGAGCACCCCUGGGACGGCGGACUCUCUCUCAUCAAUUACAUCAACUCGGUGGAAAUGAAGGGCAUUUCCGGGCCGAUUGAAUUCAAGGAGGGGAGGAGGAUACAGUUCAAGCUGGACCUGCUCAAACUCAAGCAAUACUCGCUCGUUAAGGUCGGCGAAUGGAGACCCGGCGCAGGGAUAAACGUCACCGACAUGUCGGCUUUCUUCGAGCCUGGCGCCGCCAACGUUACUCUGAUCGUCAUUACGAUUCUGGAACAGCCGUAUGUAAUGCUGCGGGGCCAGGGCAACUACACGGGGAAUGCACGGUACGAGGGGUUCUGCAUCGAUCUCCUCAAGGAGAUUGCCCGGAUGGUCGGAUUCGUUUACCGAAUCGAACUGGUCCCGGACGGCAAGUACGGGGUUUACGAUUACGAGACCGGCGAGUGGAAUGGAAUCGUAAGGCAGCUCAUGGACAAGAAGGCAGACUUGGCAGUGGGCUCGAUGACGAUAAACUACGCCCGGGAGAGCGUCAUCGACUUCACGAAGCCGUUCAUGAACCUCGGGAUCUCCAUACUUUUCAAGGUACCGACUAGCCAUCCGGCGAGGCUCUUCUCCUUCAUGAAUCCUCUGGCCAUCGAGAUCUGGCUCUACGUUUUGGCCGCCUACAUCCUGGUGUCGGUGACGAUGUUCGUCGUCGCCAGGUUCAGCCCCUACGAGUGGAACGAUCCGCAUCCCUGUCACUCGGGGCCGGACAUCGUGGAGAAUCAGUUUUCCCUGGCCAACAGCUUCUGGUUCACCAUUGGCACCCUGAUGCAGCAGGGCAGCGACUUGAACCCAAAGGCUACGAGUACGAGAAUCGUGGGUGGGAUCUGGUGGUUCUUCACCCUGAUCAUCAUCUCGUCUUACACGGCCAACCUUGCCGCAUUUUUAACGGUGGAAAGAAUGAUCACGCCAAUCGAGAACGCCGAAGACUUGGCCGGACAGACGGACAUCUCCUAUGGGACUUUGGAAAGUGGCAGCACGAUGACCUUCUUCAGGGAUUCCAUGAUCGAGACGUACAAGAAAAUGUGGCGGUUCAUGGAGAACAAGAAACCGUCCGUCUUUGUGCCGACUUACGAGGAAGGCAUUCAGCGAGUUCUUCAGGGUGACUACGCUUUCCUCAUGGAGUCCACCAUGCUGGAUUACAUCGUCCAGAGGGACUGCAACCUCACCCAGAUCGGCGGUCUCCUCGAUAGCAAAGGCUACGGGAUCGCGACCCCCAUGGGAUCACCCUGGAGGGAUAAAAUCUCUCUGGCGAUUUUGGAGCUGCAGGAGAAAGGGGAGAUACAAAUGCUGUACGACAAGUGGUGGAAAAGUCCCGGAGACACGUGCACCAGGACCGAGAAAGGCAAAGAGAGCAAAGCCAACGCCCUGGGAGUCGAUAAUAUAGGCGGGGUCUUCGUGGUCCUGCUGUGCGGUCUGGCCUUCGCGGUGCUCAUUGCCAUCUUCGAGUUCUGCUACAAUUCCAAGAGAAGCGCACCUGCCGAACGCCAACGCGCUACGGCACCACCUACGUGUUCCGGAUCCCUGCAGGGCAUUCCUCAGGUGUCGCAGCAGCACCAGCAACACCACCAGGAGUCGCUUUGCUCGGAGAUGGCCCGUGAGUUGUGUCUGGCCUUGAGAUGUCACGCCUCGUCCCGUAGGAGACGAGCUUGCGAGAAAUGCUCGACCCACGCCGUGGGAUAUCCUCAGGAAAACCCUACAGCGACUCCCAUCAACGGGAUGAGAUCCCAGAGGAGCAGCUUGGGAGCUUCGAUGGAGUUACCACCUCACAUUCACAUGCAUCCACCUCCGCACGAUUACGAGGGAAACUGAGGAUGGAUCAGCGAUUUCUCUUGGAAAUGACGGGACAGUUUCGGAUCAAGAAUCAAAACGAGAAAGAAGCUCCGGUAAAGAGAAUUUAAAAUAGUACGGACGAUCGGAGUCGAUUCCAUUCCGAGCAAUGUGCUGCUCCGUUAAAGACGUUCUGCAAAACUUUAUAGAAAAUUAACAAAAAACCAUUCUGAUGUGCGUCCACGUCCUCGUAAGUUCAGUUUUCACUGUGAAUUCGUUUUGAAAGCCGGAAACCUACGGACGUCGACGUUCAGAAUCUUUUGCCCGUUUCCCAUUGAUUUCUCCAGAAAGUUUUAAGGAAAAGUAAAGAGGUGCCAAAUUGUAUUUUCUAAGUCAUUCCCGAAGUAAGCCUGGGUCCACCGAUCGACAGCGAUGACUGUUCUUAGUUACUUCAAAAUUGCAUUCCGCGUUUUUAAUCGUCGAUUGGCCCGUGGAUCCUUUCUUGCUCUCUUAAACCGAGGUCUCUGUUAAAAACUUGCAACAUUCGUUUGGAAACCUUGUGAAGGUUUUUCGGACAUGAAAGAAACUCGAGAGAUGACUUCUAACGAAUGAAUUCUAGGGCGCGCAGACUUCCCUCCCGAAUUCCGGCGCUCCAGAAUUUAGUUUCACGAGCCUAUACAUUGGCCCAUCCCUGCCGAAAAGUUCAUUGUACAUAAAGACCGUCUAGUUUAGAAAGGCAGGCUUGGACCACGUGUCAAUGGCAUAAAGUAUCAUUUAAAAAAGGAAGGAAACUAUGCUAGAAUCGAGUACAAUUUCGAUAUCGAUGUCACUCCCAUCUGUAUAUCAGCCAGUUAAAAUAAACUUCAGUUAAAAAAGAGCAGCGGCAACGUUUCUUGAUUCCGCGAUUGGCAUGAUUCUCCCCGGUGCGCAAUUCUGUUCAUAUUCCUUUCUUUUGACAUCGGUAAACUGUCCCUGGCCCUAGCUCUAAACGAG